CUCCAGAAAACUUGGGCUUCUGUCACGCCGGAGCAGAACAGACAUUCUUGAACCAAGAUUGUGCCGGAAUCAGCGCAGAUAUUGCUCAAUCUGCGGUGGGAUAAGCUGCUGCUACAAUGUCAAAACACUGGGAACAAAACAAAGAUGCCACCGUCUAUGUGGGCAACAUCGACGAGCGCUUCACCCAGGAGCUGCUCUCGGAGCUUAUGACCCAGGUCGGCCCCGUGCGCCAGGUCCACAUGCCCCAAGACCGCGUCUCGCAAACCCACCAGGGCUACGGCUUCGUCGAGUUCGACACGCCCGCCUCGGCCGAGUACGCCUCCAAGGUGCUCAACGGUAUCCGCAUCUGGGGCAAGCCUAUUCGCGUCAACAAGGCGAGCGCCGACAAGCAGAAGACGGUCGAUAUUGGCGCCGAGCUGUUCAUCAACAACCUUGACCCCCUGGUUGACGAGAAGAUUCUGUUUGACACCUUCAGCCAGUUCGGCCAGAUUCUGCGCCAGCCCAACAUCGUCCGCGACGACAACAACAUUUCCAAGGGUUACGGCUUCGUCAGCUUCGACUCAUUUGAGGCCAGCGACGCCGCCAUCUCUACCAUGAACGGCCAAUACCUGCUGAGCAAGGCCAUCACCGUUGAGUACGCCUACAAGAAGGACGGCAAGGGCGAGCGCCACGGCGACGAGGCCGAGCGCAAGCUGGCCGCCGAGGGCAAGAAGCACAACAUCGUUCCGGAGCAGCAAACCCUCCCCCCAGCCUUCCACAUGACGGCCCCACUCGCAUCCGCGUCCGCAACCCCUACCGGCCCAGCCGCAGCGACAGUGGUGCCUCCCGUUAUCGACGGCUCCGCAGCCAUUCCGCCAGCCGUCAUUCCGCCAGUCGCCCCCGUCGGCGCAGCCAUACCCCCAACAGCCCCCUAUGGCGCCAUCCCUCCUCUAGGCCCAGCCGGUAUGAGCGGACGCCCGGGGCCACCGCCCCCGUCCUUCCCCGGCGGCGCCGCCGGCCGACCACCCCUGGGCCCCAUGGGCCUGCCACCCGCACCAUCAGGCCUUCCCGCACGCCCCCCGCCAAGCCACGCCGGCUUCGGCGGUCCCGUCGGGGGUUUCCCUCACCACCCGCCCGCAGGGUUCCCUGCAGGUCCUCCGGUCCCUCCCGCUGCCGGCCAGCCGCCCAUGUACCCCGGCAUCCCGCCGCCGCCGGGCGGGUUUGCUGUAGGUGGCGUCCCACCUCCGGGCGCCCUGAUGCCGCCGCCGGGCUUCAUACAGCCGCCGGGAGGUGUGCCGCCAGGGUUCGUGGCGCCGCCACCGCCAGGGUUUGCAAGGCGUUAGGCCCGUUCGGGUACGGGGAAGCAAAGCAAGAAGGAACCCGCGGCAGCGUGGUUAAAAACAUGUGUACGAGCGCGAGCACACGAGGGCAAAAUGGCAGCCAUCAGCACACAGCGCUCAAUCAGUUACAGCCUGCCAGACUUUAGAGUGGUAAGGACAUGGUGGACGAACCGACGGUUUGCGGCAACGUUAAAGAAUUGAGGGGUGAAAAGCACUGACGCCACGCCUGCUUAUCAAUCGAGCCAAGGAAGUUUCAACAAAGGGUCGGAAUGGACACCGAACCUUCAGCGAUGUGCCCAUGAGCAAAAGGUUUAGCGAUCGACUCUUUACCACACUCACCUAUCGGCCAUGGGAGCUGACGCAUAGUGCAGAAAAGGCAGAAGCAGCUGCCUCUACCAUUUAGUCCGCCGGAUGAUGAUGUUGAGCAUUCGAUGGCGAGUGUUGUGCUCUUUGGCAUGAAAACAGCGACUGAUAAGUUUGUGUUAUACGGC
This is a messenger RNA of Parathielavia appendiculata, 1810 nucleotides long. Its product is annotated as RNA-binding domain-containing protein. Gene Ontology annotation, cellular component: U2 snRNP; U12-type spliceosomal complex; nucleolus. NCBI's taxonomy places the organism in Eukaryota, Fungi, Ascomycota, Sordariomycetes, Sordariales, Chaetomiaceae. The record is from RefSeq and is a predicted model, not a curated record. The transcript is spliced from 2 exons. The coding region runs from base 117 to 1322 and encodes 401 amino acids. Gene Ontology annotation, molecular function: RNA binding. Gene Ontology annotation, biological process: positive regulation of mRNA splicing, via spliceosome.